Molecule: messenger RNA, 651 nt
Organism: Cavenderia fasciculata
Lineage: Eukaryota; Evosea; Eumycetozoa; Acytosteliales; Cavenderiaceae
Product: OB fold-containing protein
Exons: 2
Coding region: 1-651 (216 amino acids)
Biological process (GO): double-strand break repair via homologous recombination; mitotic cell cycle checkpoint signaling; response to ionizing radiation
Cellular component (GO): SOSS complex
Molecular function (GO): DNA binding
Source: RefSeq, a predicted model, not a curated record
AUGAGUAAUACUUCAUUUCAACAACAACAACAGAGUAUAGGUGGACCACAACAACAAAUACCUUCUUCAUCUUCAUCUUCUUCAUUAGGUUCAUCACAAUCAAAUUUACAUACAUCACCACCUUUAACCAAAAUCAUAGAUAUCAAACCUUAUGCAAAGGGUAUCAAUAGUAUAUUUAUAGUACUUGAAAAAGGAAAUGCUAUAAAGAAAAAGGAUGGUUUCAUCUAUCAAGUUUUAGUGGCCGAUAACACGGCUUGUAUAAAUAUGACGUUAUUUGAUGUACUCGGCGAACAAGUGCAACCAGGUGACAUUCUUAGACUACGUGGUGGCUAUGCUACCAUCUUUCAUGAACUAUUGAAUCUAUAUGUUGGUAAAAGUGGUGGUAUCAUUGAAAAAAUUGGAGAAUUCCAAUUUAGUUUUGUUGAACAUCCAAACUUGAGUCAUUUACAAUGGACACAAGACCCAAAUAAUCCAAAAACUAUUAUAGGGAUUCCACCAAAACAAUUUGGUGGUCCAAUCAUAUCUGCUCCAUUCCCAACUGGUGCUAAAUUAAAUAAACCUCCUCCUCAACAGCAGCAGCAACAACAACAACAACAACCACCACAACAACAACAAUCUUUACCUCAAAAUGCAAAUUUACCAUCAAGGUAG